Cyanistes caeruleus (blue tit) is the source of this 613-nucleotide messenger RNA. The record is from RefSeq and is a predicted model, not a curated record. Lineage: Eukaryota; Metazoa; Chordata; Aves; Passeriformes; Paridae.
UGACCCCUCCUCCCCUCCCCCAGCAUUUUCCUGACGGCCGCCCUGGGCCUGCCCGAGGCUCUGAUCCCGGUGCAGCUGCUCUGGGUCAACCUGGUCACCGAUGGUCUCCCGGCCACCGCCCUGGGCUUCAACCCCCCGGACCUGGACAUCAUGGACAAACCUCCCAGGAGCCCCAAGGAGCCGCUCAUCUCCGGAUGGCUCUUCUUCCGCUACCUGGCCAUCGGUGGUUACGUCGGGGCCGCCACGGUGGGAGCGGCCGCCUGGUGGUUCCUCUUCGCUGAGGAUGGACCCAACGUCAGCUACCACCAGCUGACCCAUUUCAUGCAGUGCUCCGAGCACAACGUGGAGUUCGAGGGGUUGGACUGUGACAUCUUCGAGUCUCCGGUGCCGAUGACGAUGGCGCUGUCGGUGCUGGUGACCAUCGAGAUGUGCAACGCCCUCAACAGCCUGUCGGAGAACCAGUCCCUGGCCCGGAUGCCACCAUGGGUGAACAUCUGGCUGAUGGGCUCCAUCUGCCUGUCCAUGUCCCUGCACUUCGUCAUCCUCUACAUCGACCCCCUGCCCGUAAGGGGACACCGGGGACACCACGGGUGGUGGCCACGGGGACCUUGGG